GCCGCGCUGCAGUGAUUGGAGGACUCGGCGGGGAUGGUGUCGCUCCGCGCAAGGCUGGAAUGCGCCGCUCUGAGAGACACGGAGAGUAAGAGCGAACGCGAAAGAGAGAGAGAGGGCGACCGACGGACACACAGGGGUCGACGAGGUUCUGCAGCGUAAGUCACAAGCAAAGGAGCUAAAACCCGGGAAUUACAGCUUUUCCGCAGCGUUGUGUGAGACGACGACACGCGCGCGUCGACGAGAUCUGCGGAGGGGACUUUUCCCGUUGAUCACACUCCUGUCCUGCGCGAGGAGCAGCAGAGAGCCUCUCUCUCUGAGGACCUUGGACGAAAAGAUCCCGUGAAAAAGAGGCUUUAUCAUUCUGCUACGCUCAUCUACCUCUGCCUUCCGAGUCAACGUUUACCUCCCUGUUGGCGGCAGGGUGCGUGCGUGUUUCCCAGUUACAUCUCUCUGCUCUGCCCCCCACCUCCAUGAUGGGGGCCCCACUGCACAUCGCUGCGCUGGUGGCCUGCAUCUCCCUGCUACUUGGGGCUCAAGGUGGACAGAACCCCGACUAUGUGCUCCAUGGUACAGGGGUCAAAUACAGCUCAGAGUCCAAGAGGCGAGCAGAAGAUACCACUGUAGCCCCAGAGGAUGCAGCCCGGUUCCUCCGCUGCUACUGCUCCGGCCACUGCCCAGAGGAUGCCAAGAACAACACUUGCGAGACCAAUGGCCAGUGCUUUGCCAUCAUCGAGGUAGAUGAGCACGGUGAAGUGGUCCUCAGCUCAGGAUGCAUGAAGUAUGAGGGGUCUCAUUUCCAGUGCAAGGAUUCCCCUAGAGCCCAGACAAGGCGGACAAUCGAGUGCUGCCAGACAGACUUCUGCAACCAGGACCUGCAGCCUACACUGCCCCCUCUCGUGGAGCAAGGUCCUGACAGCGCCCACUGGCUGGCUUUCUUGAUAUCCAUGACUGUGUGCUGCUGCACCCUCAUUGCCGUCACAGUUAUCUGUUACUACAGAUAUAAGUGGCAGGCGGAGAGGCAGCGUUAUCACAGAGACCUGGAGAAGGAAGAGGCCUUCAUUCCCGCAGGGGAGUCCCUCAAGGACCUCAUCCACCAAUCACAGAGCUCUGGCAGUGGUUCAGGACUUCCCCUGCUGGUGCAGCGGACAAUUGCCAAGCAAAUUCAUAUGGUGCGUCAGAUCGGAAAGGGCCGUUACGGAGAAGUGUGGCUGGGCCGCUGGCGAGGGGAGAAAGUCGCCGUCAAGGUGUUCUUCACCCGCGAGGAAGCCAGCUGGUUCCGUGAGACGGAGAUAUACCAGACAGUCCUUAUGAGGCAUGAGAAUAUCCUGGGUUUUAUCGCAGCGGACAUCAAGGGUACAGGAGCCUUCACGCAACUUUUUCUCAUCACGGACUACCAUGAGAACGGCUCCCUAUACGACUACCUGAAAGUGACCACGCUGGACGCCCAGGCGCUGCUACGGCUCGCCUACUCGGCAGCUUGCGGCCUGUGCCACCUGCACACAGAGAUCUACGGCACGCAGGGCAAGCCAGCCAUCGCCCAUCGCGACCUCAAGAGCAAGAACAUCCUGGUGAAGAAGAACGGCACCUGCUGCGUCGCUGACUUGGGGCUGGCUGUCAAGUUCAACAGUGACACCAAUGAGGUGGAUGUGCCACUGAGUACGCGGGUGGGCACAAGACGUUACAUGGCCCCCGAAGUGCUGGAUGAAACCAUGAAUAAGAACCAUUUCCAGGCCUACAUCAUGGCAGACAUCUACAGCUAUGGGCUGAUCGUGUGGGAGAUGGCCCGGCGCUGUGUCACAGGAGGCAUAGUGGAGGAAUACCAGUUGCCCUACUACGACAUGGUGCCCUUGGACCCAUCGUACGAGGACAUGCGGGAGGUGGCGUGUGUCAAGUGCCUCCGACCCACAGUGUCCAAUCGCUGGAACAGCGAUGAGUGCUUGAGGGCCAUGCUAAAGCUCAUGUCCGAGUGUUGGGCCCACAACCCGGCUUCACGCCUCACAGUGCUGCGCAUCAAGAAGACGCUUGCCAAAAUGGUGGAGUCUCAGGACAUCAAGAUAUGAGGUGUCCGUUGCCAGCUCAGCUAAGCAGAGAAAGGACCUGAUUUGGCUUUUUGAAAUUAAAACGUUUGCAUAUUGCUUCACCUCAAGGAAGGGGGAGCGAGAGAGAGAGUGUGUGACUGGAAGGAAAGACCUUUCAGCGGUGUGGGGUGCAUGGUGUUGAACUUCCAGUGACUGCUGGCCCUCCAGGAACUGAGCACGGAGACGAACCGUUCCUGCAGCAGCAGUGCGGCGUAUUCCGGGGCGGCUGCAUUCUCACACUGUCACAUUGCUGCUUUCCUCUCCUCCACCUUUCAGCACAGACGCUCUGGGAAAUGGGAACGAGUGGCAUUGUGAUUGGUGCUUUCUGUGAAAGCCAUCCACUGAACUGGAAACGGGGGCUGGGGGUGCGGGUGGGCUGAGUUAUGAGAAAGGACAAUGAAUUAUUAUGGUACAUGUCAUGGAAACUUUGGCUGAAAAGUCAGCAAAACCCAUCACCCACAACUUUUUUUUAUUUUAUUAAAAAAACUUGUUUAUACUCUAAAUAUUUUACAUUGUACAAAGACCGUGUCUGUCCUGCCAUAUGGAACUAUUUAUCUGACUUCAGUUGUAGUAUUUCUAAAGGAAAGAAACAAACUCAUUUGCAUUUAGUAGAGAAGUAACUACAGACAGACUGCGCAUUGCCAGUAAAUGCUGGGCUUCAGCUGCACAAUUUCUGCAGACUGGCAAUUCCCAGCUUGCGCUCAGCACUCGGACAGCAGGGAGUUCUUUGCUGUGCAUCACGGACUUUGGCCAGUAGGAGGCACUCCGUAUCUUUACCGUGUUUCUGCAGUGGGGGGAGACUAUUCCAAUUCGAGUGCAGAUUUGGAAAAGAUUUGCUUAAAAAGGUUUUAUAAAGGUAUCUUACAUAUUUACUUAAUGUGGCUAUAAAUUCCGUGAGCUGCAGAUAGGGUUUGUCUUUUUCUUUGUUUUUAAAUCCAUCUCCAAAUUCUAGUCUUGAAAUACAGCUGCAUGUCUCAUUGCAAAGUUUUAAAAUCUGCGUACAGUUUGCAUGUGUACAUGUAGUGUAUGUCCAACACCUAUUUGUUUUAUGUAUUAAAUGCUGGAAGUAAGAUUUAAAGAAUAAGGGAAAAAAAAAAAAAACUGGCAGGCAUUCAAGUUGUGGCUAGCACAGUGUAAAAUGAACUCCCCAGUACAUUCCUGCUGAUUUUUUUUGAAAACAAAGGGGUUUGUUCAGUUCCUCUUUUGCACAUUUGCUUAUUUGAAUUAUUGGAUUGAUGGAUCCAAAAAACUUUACUUCUCUAUGAAACCUUUUCUGUUUGCCUCUCCACCUUUUUUUUUUUUUUUUCUCCCCUCCUCUCUCCCUCCCUUUCUAGCCUUCACACAUUAGCAGUGUAAAAGAUGUUAGAAGAGGCAGGUCAUGCCCAGAAUUAAAGAAUAGCUCUAUGAAGGAUUCCAGGGGUUGCCCAGCUGUGUGGCAAACCCAGUGCCAGCGCUUAUACCCAGAACAGCGUACUUGACCAUCCGUUGUACAGCUGCAGCGACACCCAGGAGAUCACUGGACAGGAGUGACAUUUAGAAGAACAGGUAACGCAAAGCCUGACACAGUAAUGUCCUUAAGGAUGCCAGGGGAUGUGCCAGGUAACCCCGCUACAGCUGUCAUCUAUCUGAUUCGGUAUGCAAGCAAAGCUGUAGUAGUGAUAUUCGGGGCGAAUUUACAUGGGGUGAAUGUGUUGCUCACAAUAACAAAAUAAUUUUGCUCGUCACUCCUCCCUUGCACUUUCCUACUGCAUCUCUUGUUCUUGUUUCCUGACAGAAAAGGCAACAGAAGACCUGAUAGGAUAGUUCGUAUAAUUUUGUCAAUUAAUCAGUUAAGGAUGCAUUUAGUUGCCGGUGAAGGAAAGCAGUGGCCUUUCAGAGGCACCGUGCCUCUUCGGGGGAACUUCAAACCUUGAGAAUCAAAUCAUCCUCAUUUGGGGAAUUGUACUAGAGCCUUCAUGUUUCAUUCGGUCCUCGAUGGGUCAUGCGCUUUUUAAUGUGAAAGGCCUGGUUUGAUUAAGUUAACUUAUAAAUGGAUGCAUAACUGAAUGCUUCUGAAGUAUCCAUGGUAACAGGAUGCACAUGAAAAACGAGUUCAGCCAGUCUUAACAUUUGGUGUCAGUAUUGUUUAUGCACAAAUUCAGUGUAUGUCAAACAGCUAAGUAUUAAAUAUAAAAAUAUUACAUAUCUCAUAGGUGCAAUCGCAUAGAAAUCGAGGUUUUUUUCGUACAUUACCUGAAAAAUGAGAUUUCCCUGCAUAACUGUAACCUCAUAUAAUGCAAAGGUGCCUUUCCCUUCUUCAUUAGCCAUACUACUGAUAGCUUGCACAAAAAGGUAUCACCAAGCGUUGCAUUUGUAAGAUAUUGACAAGUAAGAAUGAGGACAUAAACAGCCCUCUGAUCGUACUCACUAUGGGGAGCUUAAUGUCAUCUGGUCUCCCGCUAUCUGUGUUGGUUUUUAUGUCCGGCAUCCAGCUCAAAUCACGCAAACAAAGUCCCCACCCCACGGCUAUCAUUCACGUACAUUUGUUGCUCAUUUAAAGUGUUUAUUCAUAAGGAGGAAUCACUGUCUAAAAAUGAAUCUAGCUGUCAGGAAACAGAGUAUUGUUUCUGCGUAACACAUUUUGUACAGCGUCUCUCCCAAAAUGGUGCCUUAAGUUUACAAAAGAAAUCUGUACAGAUUGUCCAGUGUAUCCAGUUUUUAAGUAAAUCUUAUUUUAGUAUACAGUAUUGUGGUCUUGUCUUUCGUUGUGUAAAAAGCAGUCUUUUUUUUUCCUCC
Scleropages formosus (Asian bonytongue) is the source of this 4853-nucleotide messenger RNA. RefSeq names its product bone morphogenetic protein receptor, type IAa (gene bmpr1aa). The record is from RefSeq and is a predicted model, not a curated record. Bases 471 to 2060 code for a protein of 529 amino acids. Gene Ontology annotation, molecular function: transmembrane receptor protein serine/threonine kinase activity; ATP binding. Gene Ontology annotation, cellular component: signaling receptor complex; plasma membrane. Gene Ontology annotation, biological process: cellular response to growth factor stimulus; cell surface receptor protein serine/threonine kinase signaling pathway; protein phosphorylation. NCBI's taxonomy places the organism in Eukaryota, Metazoa, Chordata, Actinopteri, Osteoglossiformes, Osteoglossidae. The transcript is spliced from 12 exons.